This is a messenger RNA of Seriola aureovittata, 2878 nucleotides long. Its product is annotated as hemoglobin embryonic subunit alpha-like. NCBI's taxonomy places the organism in Eukaryota, Metazoa, Chordata, Actinopteri, Carangiformes, Carangidae. The coding region runs from base 2378 to 2812 and encodes 144 amino acids. The record is from RefSeq and is a predicted model, not a curated record. Gene Ontology annotation, molecular function: haptoglobin binding; iron ion binding; peroxidase activity. Gene Ontology annotation, cellular component: haptoglobin-hemoglobin complex; hemoglobin complex; blood microparticle. The transcript has 3 exons. Gene Ontology annotation, biological process: hydrogen peroxide catabolic process; oxygen transport.
GGGUCUGUCAGGGGGAAUAACAGAGAAAACUACACUUGUAUAUGAUUGUUUUACAUUUCUUCUAUUUUUUUUUUUUUACAGACUCCAGGUCUGUAAACUUAUAUUUUAUGUAUCACCUGCAGUACACGUUGGGGAGAGUCCACCAGAGGGCGCUCCAACACAAACACUUGGUCAAGUCCUCCCCUCAGUCUCCAGCACAUCCCUGGUGUAGAACAACACUGAGCACUGUUUACUCACUAUGAGAUCCAUCACAUCACAGCUGUCCGCCAGCUGCAGGAACCUGUUAUACUCCACAUGCAUGUUUUAACUCACUGUCAUAAAGUUUCAUCUGAACAUCAUUAAAAAUUUGAGACAAAUUCUCCCAUGAUGCUCCAAACAGAAAAUAGGCCUACCUUUAACAUUCUUUUGGGUCCUUUUUCCACACCAAGUGGUCACUGUUUACAUGAUGGCAGUUUAGUUUUAUCCCUGUUUGUCAAAGUGGCUCCACAGGUUGAUGUCUCCUCACCAUGAGGCAGUGGCCAGCUGUGAUCACAGAUGCAAACAGGCCAUCCUCGGAGACGGUUUGACUCGUCUCAAGCUAUUUCUGCAAGAAAAGUAAGUACAUCUUGCAGGGUUCUCGUGUGAGUUUGAGGGUUUAGCCACACAACCGCAAAAAAAACAAAACAAACAAAACAUCAAUACCUUGAUUGUAGAUGGGGCUUGUGCACAAUGGAUGGUCAUGACCACAACUCAAGGGAGAUUGAUAUCCCUUGGCUUGCUGGUUGAUUAUUUUCGCUGUGGGCAUUGUGACCCCCACCUGAAUCAUGGCAGAUCUGGAAGCAACCCAUUGUUACUGUCAAGAUGAGGUUGGGUUUGCACUUGGCCCUGUUGCCAUGGCCAUGAGAUAUGAUGACGAAGCGGAAAACAAGUGACGAAGCUGCGCAGCUUGAUUUUUUUCCAGGCUGGAGUGAUGUUUUCAUCUCUUAUGAAUUGAAGACACUGCACUCCAGCCUACAAUCAUCUAUGUUCAAACUAUACGUAAAAUAUAUUUUCCUCUCACUUUAUUUGUGUUAAUUUGACCUGUUUCUACAACAACCAGGUGAUGGACGGCGACGUCCAUUUGUGUAAAACAAUACAAUAACAUGCAGCAUUUACGGAGUCUGAACCCGCCAUAAUCUCUAAGAAAAACACUGUCACAGCUCCAGCUGGUUUCCUCAGACAGCUGCAUGUCUUUGGGAGGAGUCAGUGAGAUAAGAUACCAAGGUAAAGAAGUGUGCUCCGUCUGCACCACAACACUGUUGUUAUGAAAGAGGUUUCAUCCACCAGCCAAUCAGAAAUAAGCUGGACAUUUUUAAUUCUACCAAAAAGAAAAAAGGUCCACUCACUGCAGCUUUGACUGUCACUCAGACAAACCUGCUCAUUCACCUGUCCAGUCAAUGUUUGCAUUUUCUGACUCACAGUGUGUCUCCAAGUCUUCAAUCAUCAUUUCAAUCUAUUUUUCCCUCAUAUUCACUUCAUUCUCUGUUCCGAUUAUGACCACUGUGAUCAUGUGAAGCCAAACUGGAGAGUAACAUUAAAUGAAAUAUUCUCUGUGAAUGGCCCACAAUGAGAGUUUCCAGUUACAUAUUACAGCAGCUCAUAGCUUUACACUGGACAUCAGAUAAAAAAGAAGCUUAUCUAUUCCUUCUUUUAAGUGGAUCCACCCUUACAGCUGUGGUGCAGUGGGUCAGAUAAGCCUUAGAAACAAACCAUGCAUUGGCAUGAAAACACAGAAAAUGACUUUUCUCCUCACAUUGGACGGUUUCCAACUGAUAAACAAAUCUAUUAAUAUUACUUGGCAACAGAGCUUAGAUUUAAAGAAUCUGUUUGAAUUACAUGUGCUUGGUGUCUGCUUGUUUGAAAUAUUAGAACAGAGGAAAAGCUUCAGUCUGUCAAACCUGACAAUAAUAACUGCAGCCACACACUCAGCUCUAUAAUUCCUGUCAUUGUGUGGUAGUGAUUGAACGUUUUGUUCUGGAGUAAUCUCUGAAAGGGUAGGUUUGGCAAAUCAUGUGGUCUUGUUGUUUAUGGAGAUACAGUAUAUGCUGCUUUAUGCUUUGACCUGCCCCUGUAGAAUUACAUCUGAAAUAUUUACACCAGUCACUACAUAUACAUUACAUAGGCCUAUAUAUAUAUUUACCUGUAAUCAUUACUGACAAUUGUAAAAUGAGGUUUGGUUCCAGAGGAACCGUGGGAAGAAUUUUGUUUAUCUCACGCAAGCUGCAGCCCAUCACUCGGACCGCCUUACGCAGCCUAUCUUGGAGGUGGUCCCGGGUGUGCCCACACUCUGUUUCAAGCAUAAAAUCCCCGCGGUUUGCGCUGAUCACGGCAUUCAACAGAUAGUCAAACAAAAGACAAGAUGACCAGUCUCACUGCUAAGGACAAGGAAACCGUCAGGGCCUUCUGGGCUAAAGUGUCUGGAAAGGCUGAGGACAUCGGCAAAGAUGCUCUGAACAGGAUGCUGAUCGUGUACCCUCAGACCAAGACUUACUUCGCCCACUGGAAGGACCUGAGCCCCGGCUCUGCCCCGGUGAGGAAGCACGGAAUCACCGUGAUGUCUGGAGUCGCUGAUGCUGUGACCAAGAUCGACGAUCUGAAAGGAGGUCUCCUGAACCUCAGUGAGCUGCAUGCCUUCACUCUGAGGAUUGACCCUGCCAACUUCAAGAUUCUGUCCCACAACAUCCUUGUGGUCAUGGCCAUCAUGUUCCCCAACGACUUCACCCCUGAGGUCCAUGUGUCUAUGGACAAGUUCCUGGCUUGUCUGGCUCUGGCCCUGGCUGAGAAAUACCGAUAAACAGCAGAAGAUGACGGAGACUGCAGCAUGAGUUCACUCUGCAAAUUCAAUAAUAAAUGAAUGAAA